Colletotrichum chrysophilum is the source of this 1452-nucleotide messenger RNA. RefSeq lists its product as uncharacterized. Lineage: Eukaryota; Fungi; Ascomycota; Sordariomycetes; Glomerellales; Glomerellaceae. Bases 1 to 1452 code for a protein of 483 amino acids. The record is from RefSeq and is a predicted model, not a curated record. Gene Ontology annotation, biological process: carbohydrate metabolic process. Gene Ontology annotation, cellular component: extracellular region. The transcript has 2 exons. Gene Ontology annotation, molecular function: cellulose binding; pectate lyase activity.
AUGCGUUUCUCAGCAUCCGUGAUCCUUGCUGCCGCUGCCGCCAGCACGGCCUCCGCUCAGUCGGUCGUCGGCACGGCGUACGGCUUUGCCACCGGCGUCACCGGCGGUGGCAGCGCUAAGGCUGCCACCCCGUCCUCCGCCGAAGAGCUGGCCGAGUGGCUUUCCGACGACACCGCCCGCACCAUUGUUAUCGACAAGGAGUACGACUUCACCGGCGAGUCGGCCUCUGGAGCGGGAUGCGACCGCAAGAGCUGCAGCUCCACCAACGGUGGACAGUUGUACCUCGGAGAUCUGUCUUGCGGAACCAGCGACAACACCGUCGCGACUGUCACGUACGACGUCGCCGGCACCGAGCCCCUGGUUGUCGGAAGCAACAAGAGCAUCAUCGGCUCCAACGGCAAGGGCGUUCUCAACGGCAAGGGUCUUCGCAUCCAGAAGAACGCCAAGAACGUCAUCAUCCAGGGCAUCACCAUCACCAACCUCAACCCUGGUGUUGUCUGGGGAGGUGAUGCCAUCGAUCUCCAGGGAGGCAACGAUGGUGUCUGGAUCGACCACAACAAGAUCUCCCUGGUCGGCCGUCAGUUCAUCGUCAGCCACUACGACGGCUCCCGCGCCACCAUCUCCAACAACGAGUUCGACGGUGUCACCACCACCUCUGCCUCCUGCAACGGCAACCACUACUGGACCAUGAUGCUCAACGGUGACGGGGACCAGAUGACCCUCGAUCGCAACUACUGGCACGACGUCUCCGGCCGCGCCCCCAAGCUCGGCGAGAAGGGAACCUUCCAGGCGACCAACAACCUGUUCUCCAACAUGAAGGGCCACUCCUUUGAGCUCUACUCCGGCACCGUCUCCCUGAUCGAGGGUAACGCCUUCGAGUCCGUCGACACCCCCUACGAUGGCGAGGCCUACUCCAACAGCUUCAACGUCCCCGACGCCUCGUCCGCCAGCUCUUGCACCUCUUCCAUCGGCCGUGCUUGCCAGGUCAACAGCGUCGACUCCUCCAGCGGUACCUGGAAGGCUCUCAAGGAGACCACCGCCCUGUCCACCUUCUCCAAGCUUAAGGACUACCUCGUCGAGCCCGUCGCUGCCACCGGUGUCUCCGCUCUCGUCAAGGGCAGCGCUGGACCCGCCAACGUGGGCUCCUCCACGGCCGCCACCCCUACCACCGAGACCGAAGAGACCUCCACCGAGGAGACCGCAACCGAGGAGAGCUCCGCCGCCGCGACCACCCCUGCUGCCACCGAACCUGCUACCGAGGAGGCCACCACCGAGGAGUCCGGUUCUUCCUCGACUGUUACUGCCCAGGCCUGGAGCCAGUGCGGUGGCAGCGGCUGGACUGGCGCCACUACUUGCGCCGCCGGAACCUCUUGCGUCGUUCAGAAUGAGUGGUACUCUCAGUGCCUCAGCUCCGCCGCCAGACGCAGCAUGAAGUCGCUCCGUCGCAUCUAA